AUGGCUCUCCAUUCUGCUGAUACUUCAAAGCUGAUAUUCGCCCCCGCGGGCCAUCAAGCCACGGGUCAGGCAGAGCAAUUCACUAAGGGCACCCUCGUCCGCUCUCAGCUCAACCCUGACUCUCCCAUCCCCCAAUUCCACUCAUGGUUCUCUCGCGCUCAAGAGAAUGACUCUGGCGUUGAGCAUCCAGAGUCAUGUACUCUCUCCACGGCGUCUCUCCCCUCAGGCCGCAUCUCCUCCCGCACAGUCUACCUCAAGGAGCUCGACACGCGCGGCUUUGUCAUCUACACUAACCUGGGCACCUCGCGCAAGUCCGCCGACAUAGCGACCAACCCGCGCGCGGCGAUGCUCUUCUUCUGGGAGUCGCUGCAGCGCCAGGUCCACGUCGAAGGCCGUGUGGAGAGGAUCUCGCGGGAGGAGAGCCAGAACUACUACGACACGCGCGCGCGGGGCAGCAGGAUCGGUGCAUGGGCUAGCAGACAGAGCCAAGUGCUCGAGCCGCAGGGUGAGGAUGACGAUGGGCGCAAGCAGCUCGAAGGAUGGGUGAAGGAGGUUGAGCAGCGGUUUGAAGGCGAGGAGAAGAUCCCUGUGCCUGAGUUCUGGGGCGGUCUACGAGUUAUUCCUGAUAGGAUUGAGUUCUGGCAGGGGAGGGAGAGCAGACUUCACGAUCGGUUUGUGUAUGAGAGGGAGGAGGGGAGUGAGUCUGGGGAGUGGAAGUUGAAGAGGUUGAGCCCUUAA
Messenger RNA from Fusarium sp. VM40, 738 nucleotides. The record is from the annotation of a GenBank genome assembly. Lineage: Eukaryota; Fungi; Ascomycota; Sordariomycetes; Hypocreales; Nectriaceae.